CUGGAGUCCUGCUUUUCUCUUUUCAUCCACCAAACCGCACCUUUAUUCUGUGAUCGUCACUCACCAACGGAUUUAAACCGCACAAAUAAAACGUGGCGCAUGGCGAUAAGGGCCACAUGCUAUUGGGUUCUAGCCGUAGCUUGGCUUGAUUCAGCUGUAUGCACGCGCACACGCUUGUCUCUGCCAGCCGAACCAUGCAUCACAGCGGCAUGGGUUCGCUUCACUUAUUCCCGCUUCGGGACCAUACGCGAGGCGAAAUGCAACCAAACGCCUCAUGAUCACAACCUAAUCGCUAGAGCCACAUGCGGGUGGCGAGCCGAGCUGAAAUAAGGGCUCUGCCACACAAGUUUACUUGCUUACCGUCCCGCCAGCCACGGUUUGUUUUAUAAAGACAGGACGCACCUCUAUUCAUCUGAUAAGCCGUCUAGAUGCUUCUCGUACGGUAACUUACCAGCAAACAGUCCGCCAUGGUCGCCAUUGCUACUGGUCUGUGGUGGGAUUACUCCAAGUCGGCUGCAUCUGCAGCGACACUGACUCUCUCCAUGACGACGAGCAACUUCCUGCUCUCGGCUUUAGCAUUUCUUGUGACGUUAGCUGGAGCCAGCGCCUGGAGCAUCACUGCAUUUAUUCUCCACGCCAUCAAGACUCCUCAUGGGUCUGAGCAGGCCCACGCUAUUGAUUUGAUGCACCAGGUCUGUCUGCGCAACUCGGGCGGAGCUGUAAGCACGUUCUGGGAGACCAUUAAAAUAUACUUUGCCUGGUCCAGGUCAAAUUCAAAGAGUGGAAAAGACCAAAAACAUCCGCGUCUCUUGCGCAAGACGCUGUUUGUUGCACUCCCGGCCACUCUCGUCUGGGUUAGCUUUGCUGUGGCGGCCCUAUUUACUUCUAGCGUCGCCAACAAGGCAUACGGCAACACGAUUGCCCGAAUUAAGGACCAAAGCUGUGGCUUUUGGAUGUUUGACAAUGACACGGAUGAGGGCGAAGUGGCAGCUCUUAUCAGGAACACCAACGACACGAUUGCCGGCCGCAGCUACGUCAACAGCUUCUACGCCAACACGUCCGCUGCAUCCACUGCUCGAUCGCCCUUUGUCAUAUCCUCUCUCCCAUAUACAACUAGCGCUUCUGAGCCAUGCCCGAUCCCGGACUCAAAACGAUGCCGCGGUGGUGUCAAUAGCGCCUUCUCCAUGACAACGGAUCUGCUCGACUCGCAUACCAUGUUGGGAAUCAACGCCAGGGCUGAAGAUCGAGUCACGCUGCGAAUGAAGGCUACAUGCUCUCCGGUGACCCCUGCUCCCUUUACAGACACGUCCGAAAUAGAGGGCGCGACCUUUGUCAACUUCUAUCUCGGUCCGGUUCCCCGGGGCACCAACUAUACGUAUAGACACAAAAUCGACACGGGGCGAUCAGGUAUUGGAUACACUAUUACAUCUCGAUAUGCGUAUACCCGCGGCUCCGGCUCCUCCUGGGAACCGAUUCCCCAGUUCACCCGCAACGAUGCAGACAUGAGCGUCUAUUUUCUCAGCUCCAAUGCCGUCGCCUAUCUGAAGCCCGUCUACGAUACGUGGUUUUCAGCCAGCGGCAACAAUACGGUCCCGUACGGUGACAGAAACGCCUGGCAGUAUGACUAUCUCGUAAACACGCUAGUUUGCGCCGAACAGUACCAGCUCUGCAACCCGACCACAUCGGUUUGCUCGCCGCUCGGGGGCAAACGUGAUCUUGGGAGCUGGAUCUUAGUCGGAAACAGAUUAGAUCUGAACCCUGCGCAACUCCUCUCGGCAACACGCCUGUUCGUUGCUGCGAGCACUACCAGCACCUACAGCGUUGUCGCUAACCUUGGUGUCGCAUCGCUCUGGGCCAACAGUAAGCUCUUCAACAAUAUCCUAUCCACAGGCCUACCACCGAACCAGUGGCAAAUCGAAGUUCUUGGCUGGUUUCAGACGGCACUGGCCAUGGUGCAAGCAGCCAUUGUCGGGUUUGCCUCAAACGACAAUGGCGUAACGCCAUAUGCAAUUCCCUCGACAAAUGCUGCUCUGCUUCCCGUCAUUAACAAUGCCAAAGAGUAUCGUGAGGGUUGCAAAACCCAGCUUGUGCAGACGGCGGGGGAAGUGCAGAACUUUGAUCUGGUCGGCGUUCUCAUCAUUAUUUGUGUCAGCAUAUUGUUAAUCUUCCUCCAGCUGGCUAUUGAACCACUAGUAGACUUGGUCAAGUUUCGCUCAGGAUGGCAGUCAACGUCCAAGAAAGCCCGACAGGCCGAUUCAAAACUGCACUUGCUGCGGAUGGUACUCGCGGGCACAAAGCCAAGUGAGGCAAUGUGGGAGCGGGGUACUCUCGACGUGCCUGUGCUGGCCCAGGAUGCUGUGUUUGAAAGACCAGAGGUGGUAUCAAAGUUGGCAUCGUAUGGGACAGCUACGAAAGUAACUGAAGUUACGCAAGUACCGGAGCAAAACACAGAUAUGACAGCGUCAUCAUAGAGGAUUUGCAAGUCUUAGGACCAAUCGAAAUAUUGUGGGCAUAUACAGUAUUAAAACCAUGACAAAGCAAAAGUCUAUUUUAACAGUCUGUAAAUAUUUCAUCGGUUUAAAUGCCAGUUGCAAAGCUCUUUCCGCCAGCCUUUCUAUCAACCUCCAUGCUAGCAUCAACACCACAGAUGCCAAACAAGCCCUGCGGCGUCAAACUCUUCGCCUUGGCCGACAUUGUGCCUUCACUCUUCAAUCGCUCAAGCUCUUCACGCAUAGCAAAAGACGCCGACGAGAUUGUCACAAACGGCACAAUCAUAAUCUUAAAGCCUACCUCCUUCGCCUCGGCUGCCGUAAACGACGGCGUAGCACCCGACUCCACCAUAUUGAGCAAGACAGGCAUCGGGGCAAGAUCCUUGAUAAUCUGGGCAGCCUGUUCCUUGGACGUCAAUCCCUCGAAGAAAGCAACAUCAGCACCAGCCUCACCCGCCUCCUUCAACCGAGCAAUGGCCUCUUCAUAGUUAUGCGUCUGCAGGGCGUCGGUUCGCGCAAUAAUCACAAUAUCGCUACCAACUUCCUUUCUCGCAUUAACAGCCGCGCGGAUACGGUUUACAAAGACAUCGCGGUCAACCACUUCCUUGCCAGCAAGGUGGCCACAGCGCUUCGUCUGGAUCUGGUCCUCGAGGUGCAGCGCGGCCACGCCAGACUGUGCAUACUGCUUAACGGUCCGGGCGACCAUGACGGGGCCGCCGUAGCCCGUGUCGGCGUCGGCAAUGAGCGGGAUCGGCGAGCUUCCGUACUCGGGCAGUGCGCAGAGCCCGGCGAUUGUCUCGGCGUUGGUGCGCAUUUGGGUUUGUGUCAUUAGACCGAGAUCCGCGUGUCCGAUGACGGAUGCACUGCUCCCUGCUCCGGUCUAUACUUGUUAGCUAGCCGAUUGGGGCAAUGUAUUGCAAAGUAGAGAUUCUUACCAUGUACAGACAGUCGAAGCCGACGCUGAGAGCCAUGCGGGCAGAGAAGCCGUCGUAGACACCGGGACAGAGCAGGAAGGUCUCCGGGUCCUGGAGCAUUUGUCGGAGUUUGGUAGCGGCAGACAUGUUGGGCAGUAAUGACUGAAGGUGAAGGGGUAGGGCUUGUUACUCGUGGGGUUGGUGGCAUGAGGUCAUUGUUAUAAAGGGAACCAAUAAGGUUAACAUCGGUCGGAGCUUGUAUUGGAUUCCGGAGCUAGUGGCCUUGGUUACAGUAGAAAGUAGCCCGUCUAUGAUCUUAGUGGCUCUGAUAGGGUUAGGGUUGUGUCCGAUCGCGGGGUUUAUCAAUCUCCCCGUUUGCUAUGCUCAACCGUCUAAUCAUUAUAUGCAUAAAAAAAGAAUUAGCAUUACCCC
Messenger RNA from [Torrubiella] hemipterigena, 3835 nucleotides. The record is from the annotation of a GenBank genome assembly. NCBI's taxonomy places the organism in Eukaryota, Fungi, Ascomycota, Sordariomycetes, Hypocreales, Clavicipitaceae.